Enhydra lutris kenyoni (northern sea otter) is the source of this 2960-nucleotide messenger RNA. RefSeq names its product solute carrier family 33 member 1. Gene Ontology annotation, molecular function: acetyl-CoA transmembrane transporter activity. NCBI's taxonomy places the organism in Eukaryota, Metazoa, Chordata, Mammalia, Carnivora, Mustelidae. Gene Ontology annotation, cellular component: membrane. The record is from RefSeq and is a predicted model, not a curated record. The coding region runs from base 404 to 2056 and encodes 550 amino acids. The transcript is spliced from 7 exons.
AAAGUGCUGUCUGCUGCAGUGGUGGCGGCGAGAACCGGAGGUGGGUCGGGAGACUGGCCGUUCGGUCUCGCCGCAGUCAAGGGCCCGUUUCCAUCGUAGCACCACGGCCCUCUUCUCCAGCCCCGAGCCCGGCGCGGCUGCCCGGGGGGCUCUUUCAGGCUCCUUGACGCCGUUCCAAGGGGCAUCUACCUGGGCAUCGCCUGGGCCUCCAGCCGGGGGACUGACUCCCGGCUUCAGCUCCCCGGGCCACUGUAAGAAGUGCCCUUAUCACCCCUCGCCCUGUCCUCCUCCUCCCUGAACCAUCGAGACCCUGGUCCAGAGCGAUAGCCUUGGACCUGGGACUAGGCGCUCCAAGACGCUCAGCCCCGGCACCCCACAGACGGGGCUCUGCAUCGUCUCUGAUAUGUCACCCACCAUCUCCCAUAAGGACAACAGUCGGCAACGACGACCAGGGAAUUUCAGCCACUCUCUGGAUAUGAAGAGCGGUCCUCUGCCGCCAGGCGGCUGGGAUGACGGUCAUCAGGAAUUGGUGGGCGGGGAAGGGGACAGAGAAGCUUUUCUGCGGGAUACCGGCACGGGUGACGUCUCAAAACCCCCACGGAGCUGCCGGGCCGAAUUAAGCAGCAUUUUGCUGUUGCUUUUUCUUUACGUGCUUCAGGGCAUUCCACUGGGCCUGGCGGGAAGCAUCCCACUCAUUUUGCAGAGCAAAAACGUUAGCUAUACAGAUCAAGCUUUCUUCAGUUUCGUCUUUUGGCCCUUCAGCCUCAAAUUACUCUGGGCCCCGCUGGUUGAUGCAGUUUACUUUAGGAACUUCGGUCGUCGCAAAUCUUGGCUUGUCCCUACACAGUAUAUACUGGGACUGUUUAUGAUCUAUUUAUCCACUCAAGUGGACCGUUUGCUCGGGAACACUGAUGGCAGAACGCCCGAUGUGAUUGCUCUCACUGUGACAUUCUUUUUGUUUGAAUUUCUGGCCGCCACUCAGGACAUCGCUGUGGAUGGCUGGGCGUUAACUAUGUUAUCCCGGGAAAACGUGGGUUAUGCUUCUACUUGCAAUUCAGUGGGCCAGACAGCGGGCUAUUUUUUGGGCAAUGUUUUGUUUUUGGCCCUUGAAUCUGCCGAUUUUUGUAACAAAUAUUUGCGAUUUCAGCCUCAACCCAGGGGAAUCGUUACUCUCUCAGAUUUCCUUUUUUUCUGGGGAACUGUAUUUUUGAUAACAACAACUCUAGUUGCCCUUUUGAAAAAAGAAAACAAAGAAGUAUCAGUAGGAAAAGAAGAAACCCAAGGAAUCACUGAUACUUACAAGUUGCUUUUUGCAAUUAUAAAAAUGCCAGCAGUUCUGACAUUUUGCCUUCUGAUUCUAACUGCAAAGAUUGGUUUUUCAGCAGCAGAUGCAGUAACAGGACUGAAAUUGGUAGAAGAAGGAGUACCCAAAGAGCAUUUAGCCUUAUUGGCAGUUCCAAUGGUUCCUUUGCAGAUAAUAUUGCCUCUGAUUAUCAGCAAAUACACUGCGGGUCCCCAGCCACUAAACAUAUUUUACAAAGCCAUGCCCUACAGAUUGUUGCUUGGAUUAGAAUAUGCUCUGCUGGUUUGGUGGACUCCCAAAGUAGAACAUCAAGGAGGAUUCCCUAUAUAUUACUAUAUUAUAGUGCUGCUGAGUUAUGCAUUACAUCAGGUUACAUUGUACAGCAUGUAUGUUUCCAUAAUGGCUUUCAAUGCGAAGGUUAGUGAUCCACUUAUUGGAGGAACAUAUAUGACCCUUUUAAAUACUGUGUCCAAUCUGGGAGGAAACUGGCCUUCUACAGUAGCUCUUUGGCUAGUAGAUCCCCUCACAGUGAAAGAGUGUGUAGGAGCAUCAAACCAGAAUUGUCGAACACCUGAUGCUGUUGAGCUUUGCAAAAAGCUUGGUGGCUCAUGUGUUACGGCGUUGGAUGGUUAUUAUGUAGAAUCCAUCAUUUGUGUAUUUAUUGGAUUUGGUUGGUGGUUCUUUCUUGGUCCAAAAUUGAAAAAAUUACAGGAUGAAGGACCAUCUUCAUGGAAGUGCAAAAGAAGUAAUUAAUUUGCGUUCACUACUGGACAUUCUAGGAAGGUUGAAUUUUAGAGUGGGGUUUUAUAUAAGUAUUGGAGGAUAAAAUGGGUGGGAGAAUAUGGCACUCAGCAUCUGAAGAAAGAUAGAGGCGGUUCUCUAGAACUCAUGCAUUGCCAUUGGAAAGCCUUUGUUGGGCAUCAAUGUCAGAUCCUGAAGAAUCACCUGGAAAAUCAUCCUCGAAACAAGGAAGCUACACCAAACUGUAGUCUACCAUACUUUGUCACAUGGGUUGUCCAUUAUCAUGUAUUAUAAUCAGAAUGUUUACUUGAAUAAAGAAAAAAACCCAUUUACUCUCAUAUAUGAAAUGUAUUUUGCUUUUUAAUUUUUGGAUUAAAAAAUUGACAUUGCCAUAAUUACCUUUUGUUUCUUACCCAUUCAUAUUACAUAUUUACAUACUUUCAAACAUACUUUGAAGUCAACCAAUCUUUAAUGAUUUAAAGUAUUAAAAUCUGUUGUAAGCCUUUAACUAUAAGGUGAAAGCCAUUAAUUGCAUUUGCUCUAGAAAUUUUGAAUUGUAGUCCUUUGGUUAUUUGGGUACAUGCUUAUAAUGCAUACCAAAAAUGACUUCUUAAUAGCUAUGUGCAACUGUGUUGUAUACAUUGAUCACUGAUGGUAUCUUACAAAUGAUCUACCUGAAUCUGAGGAUCUGUUCAUGGUAUUUCAGUAGUACUAGAAAAUACUACCCUUUUUUGCAUAUGUUUUUCUUUACUGAUAGAUCCUGAUAAACUCUGCCCUCAAGUAUGAACAUUAACUCCUCCAGUUAAUGUAUUAUAUAUUUACUAGCUAAUACUCUUAUAAAUCUCACAAGGUUAUGAUUAGCUAAGACUAAUAACAAAAAUUCCUUCCUUUGUAAAUAUUUUAAUUUUGCCUAUUC